AUGUUGACGAAAGAGGUACUCGCUGCCAUAUUAUUCUUAAUGCUCGUCCAAUCAGGCGCUAGUUCCACUUCUUCUUCUGUAUCUGCUUCACCAUCUGUAACCAAUUCUUAUUCAAGCACCACUCCCGGUUCGUCUUCAAGUGCAAGCAAUUCGGCCUCUCCAAUGGGAUCCUCAUCUCAAACAUACACGCCCACUACAAGCACUGUCACCAACACUGUGACCAUCACGGUGACAAACACCGUUACUAGUGAUGUCACCAGUACCGUUACACAUAUUGUGAACCAGGCUAAUGGAAUGACCAUAUCACCAACAGCAGCUGGAACUUGGGGAGUGAGUCCUUCAUCUAUGUUAUCUGGUAUGUAUUACUAGUUGUCCAUUUUUUUUAGUAAAAUCCCAAAUAGGAUUGGCAUUAGCCGAUACUAUAGCGAGAUUAAUCUUCACGAGCCACGCGCGGGGCCACGUGAUUUCUAUCUACUUGGCUAUAGGUCAACUCUUGGAAUUUCUACAUCAGGCUCUUUAUUCCAAAAACAAACUUAAGACAAAUAAUCCAUUAAAAAGGCGUAAGGCGGAUACACACUCUCACCACCCUUAUUUUCUCUAUGCACAAAGAGGGUGAUUAACGAUUUUUAAAUGAAAGAGAUGCAGAAAAAGGCUUAGGCAGAAUUCGAAGGAAAUAUGCAUUUCCAUGCAUUUUCCUUUGUUUGAAAUAUUCAGGUUAACCUAGAGAUCCGAAAAAGAACAAGCAAGUUUUCACGUUGAAAUCGUCCUCUCAAAGUUGUAAUGAUAAUGUUCACAAUUUACAAUCACAAGAGAGCAAUACUGCAGUCAGAAACUGAUUUUCCUUUUUAUUAUUUUAAAGUUGUGUGGAACGAAUGGAAAACCGAAAAAGAGACCGACUGUAAAGAAAAGUGCUGUGACACAGGGGGCCUAGCUAUCAAACAAGUGAGGAAUUGUACAAUACACCAACCACGAUGUAACUUCACAGAAUGUAUGUAUUAUGGCCCAAUUGAACGGGAAAUCUCCUGUUACAUGGCUUGCAGCCACUGUAUGCCCAGUAAAGGUAAGAUAUUAUCAUAA
Porites evermanni is the source of this 1077-nucleotide messenger RNA. Lineage: Eukaryota; Metazoa; Cnidaria; Anthozoa; Scleractinia; Poritidae. The record is from the annotation of a GenBank genome assembly.